Molecule: messenger RNA, 1251 nt
Organism: Oxyura jamaicensis (ruddy duck)
Lineage: Eukaryota; Metazoa; Chordata; Aves; Anseriformes; Anatidae
Gene: P2RX2
Product: purinergic receptor P2X 2
Exons: 12
Coding region: 51-1151 (366 amino acids)
Biological process (GO): monoatomic cation transmembrane transport; response to ATP
Cellular component (GO): plasma membrane; nuclear inner membrane
Molecular function (GO): purinergic nucleotide receptor activity; extracellularly ATP-gated monoatomic cation channel activity; ATP binding
Source: RefSeq, a predicted model, not a curated record
CCGAGCCGUGCCCAGCCGAGCCGUGCCCAGCCGAGCCGAUCGCAGCGGCCAUGGGCGUGCGGGGCUGCCUGCGGGCGGUGAGCAGCUACUCCAGCCCGCAGGUGGUGGUGGUGCGGAACGGGCACCUUGGCACCGCGUACCGGGCGCUGCAGCUCCUGGUCCUGCUCUACUUCACCGGGUAUGUGUUCAUCAUUCAGAAGGGCUACCAGGAGAGGGAAAUGGGCCCAGAGAGCUCCGUCAUCACCAAGGUCAAGGGUGUGACACAGUCACCAAGCAAGGUCUGGGAUGUUGGGGAGUACGUGGCCCCUCCAGAGGGUGGGAGCAGCUUCAGCAUCCUCACGCGGGUGGACAUCAGCCCUGCCCAGGUCAUGGAGACCUGUCCUGAGGGCCCAGCGGUUGCCGAUGCCACGUGCAGCUCCGACCAGGACUGUGUCCCCAGGGACACGGACACGUCUGGCCACGGGCAGAGGACAGGGCGCUGCGUGCCCCAGGCCGGUGGCACCGGGAAGAGCUGUGAGGUCCUGGCUUGGUGCCCAGUCGAUGGAGGCAGCAUCAGUGAGUCCCUGGCAGAGAUGGCAUCACAAUUCACCGUCCUCAUCAAGAACAACAUCCACUUCCCCCGCUUUGGCUUCUCCAAGGGCAACAUUCAGGCAGCUGAGAGCGGCUACCUGAAGAGCUGCAUGUUCAACACCACCUCUGCCCUUUACUGCCCCAUCUUCAAGCUGGGCUUCCUCGUGGAGCAGGCGGGCGAGGACUUCGCGGAGCUGGCUGAGAAGGGUGGGGUGAUCGGUGUGAUCAUUAGCUGGAACUGCAACCUGGACCUGCCCGACGCCGAGUGCAACCCCCACUACUCCUUCCGCCGCCUCGACCCCAAAGGGGCUUUGGCUUCCCCAGGCUACAACUACAGGUUUGCCAAGUACUACAACUGGAAUGGGACCCGCUCGCGAGUGUUGAUCAAGGCCUACGGGAUCCGUGUGGAUGUGAUUGUGCAUGGCCAGGCAGGAAAGUUCAGCCUGAUCCCCACCAUCAUCACCCUUGCCACAGCGCUCACCUCGGUGGGACUGGGCUCCUUUGUCUGCGACUGGAUCCUGCUGUGCUGCAUGGACAAGGAGCAGCGGUACAGCAGCAGGAAAUUCGAGCAGGUAGGAUAACUUGCUCAGCUCAAGACCAUCCAGCCCCCCCCCAGCUCUGAGUGACCUGCUUGCCCGUGUGGAGCUGCACCCGUGGACGGGUGGGAUGUGCCCUACAGCC